This is a messenger RNA of Stegastes partitus (bicolor damselfish), 4107 nucleotides long. Its product is annotated as microtubule-associated protein RP/EB family member 1. The transcript is spliced from 7 exons. Gene Ontology annotation, molecular function: microtubule binding. The coding region runs from base 177 to 953 and encodes 258 amino acids. Lineage: Eukaryota; Metazoa; Chordata; Actinopteri; Pomacentridae. The record is from RefSeq and is a predicted model, not a curated record.
CCUCGGUCCUUCGCUGCCGGUAGAGUGAGCGUGAACUGCCAAGAAGCGGAGAAGAAAAAGCAGAAGUGGAAACAACGUCGACACAAACACAGAUUUGGCUUUUUAUGACGCCGGGUGACAGCCGAGAAAACUAAAAUCACCGUGUCCUACAACUGUGAACCGACUCCAGACCGACGAUGGCUGUGAACGUCUACUCGACCUCAGUGACCAGCGACAACUUGAGUCGUCAUGACAUGCUGGUGUGGAUCAACGAGUCUCUACAGAUGAACCUCACCAAGAUAGAAAUGUUGUGUUCAGGUGCUGCCUACUGCCAGUUCAUGGACAUGCUGUUCCCCAACUCUGUGCCUCUGAAGAAAGUCAAAUUCGGUGCCAAGCUGGAGCACGAGUACAUCCACAACUUCAAGCUCCUGCAGGUCGCCUUCAAAAAGAUGGGAGUGGACAAAAUCAUUCCAGUAGACAAACUGGUGAAGGGCAAGUUCCAGGACAACUUUGAAUUCGUCCAGUGGUUCAAGAAAUUCUUUGACGCCAACUACGACGGGACGGAGUACGACCCGGUGGAGGCGCGACAGGGCCAGGACGCCAUGCCCAUGCCCAACCCCGCCACGUCGGCUCUGGGCAAGACCCCCAGGAAGCCCCUCACUCAAGCCGCUCAGAGGCCACCGGUCGCCAAGGUAGCGCCCAAGCUGGCUCCCACCAGCGCGAGGAAGCCGGGGAUGGGAGGAGGCGACGAGGAGAGGGCGGAGAUCCUGAAUGAGAUGGAGAUGCUGAAAUCCACCAUCCGGGACAUGGAGAAGGAGAGAGACUUUUAUUUUGGUAAGCUGCGGAACAUCGAGAUGAUCUGCCAGGAGAAGGAAGGCGAAGGCGACCCGACAGUGCAGAGGAUCGUAGACAUCCUCUACGCCACAGACGAGGGCUUCGUGAUACCGGAUGCCGAGGAGCAGGAGGAGUUUUAAUAUUCAAGACUGCAAGCAACUUUUCUUUUCAAUGCCCCCGGUCUUCAAAAACCCACCUCCAAAUCCUUCCUCAGGCCGAGACGGUUCGGUUUCACAUCCAGCGCCGAGCCGGACCUCGACUUGUGCUCCCCGACCCCCUCCCUCCCGACCCGCCGGACCUCUUCCUUCAGUCCUUCGGCGCCGUACAACUCAUCUUCUGUCGACGAAGCCUCGGCCACUGCCUCUUCCUGCUCGGCUCCCGUCAGGCCCCGCCCCCUCCCCGCCUGUAACUCCACCCCCUCCGGAACAUAUCUGGUUUUUUGUAACGGACUCUUUGAGUGUGAAAAAAAACAAAACGAAACGAAACACGGUGAUGUUCUGUGUGCGUGCGCGUGGUUGUAUGUGUUUAAUAAUCAGUCAAAUCGAAACGUGAAGAACCUCCUCUGCGGACCCGGCUGCCUCUUCACCGCCUCGUCCCGGACCGACCCGGAUCGUUGGGUUUGGCGGCGCUGCGGCCGCUUUCGUGCCUCAAUUAUACUCAUUUGUAAGAUGCGUUCACAGACCUGACGGAAAGCAGGAAAGGAAAAACACAUUCCCAACUAGAGCUCUAAAUCUGGGCUGAAUUUUUUUUGCUAAAUGAAACUCGACUGCGGGUUAAAUGAAACGUGGAGCGGUCCGGUCCGGUCCGGAUCAAGGCGGCGGCGGCGGCCGGGUCUUCUCUUGGCCUUUUUCCACCUGUGACGAGUUGUUGCCACCAAGGACGCCUUCCUGAUGAGCUUUUGUAAAUUAAUGCUACUCACAUCUUUCCCCCUUCACUCCAUUUUGUCUUGUUGUUGUUGUUGUUGUUGUUGUUUUUGUUUGUUUGUUUUUCGGCGCCUGUCAUUCGAGCCCUCACCUUUUUUUUUUCUACACCUUGUUUAAGUUGCUCACGCUCACUAAACGACUGUUGGAAAGGUUUUACAUGUGUGUGUUUUCCCACCACAGAGAAAAGAGUUUGGCUUUUUUGUUUGGGUUGCUCUUCUUCUUGUAGCAGAUCCACCGCUAACACGCUCCGUUCACAUUUCAGGCUUCCUAAAUGUGCAAUUCGUGAUUUCCAGGCGAGUCGUUGGCUCUCAAGAGUCGAUCGACAGUAAAAACGUAGCUGAUCCACGUUUUGCAGCAAACACUGUGAGCUCCGACCGCAGCACAAGCUAACGUCGGGUUUCUCCCGAAGCUAACGUGGGAUCAAAAAGCUCAAAAGUCUCCCCUGAAGCCAGAUUCUUCUUUUCUCGCCCCUCCACUGACCAGUUUUAAUCUUGUAUACUGUGGAUCUGAUCUGAGUUUUUCCACUGUACUGUGUUUAAAAACGAAAAAAAAAAAACUUAAAAAAAUUUUUGUUCCACGAACUCUUAACAGCAACUUGUUGUUAUUGGAAGACACAACUCUCUCAGUGGCCUUAUUCAUACGAUGAUUUUUUUUUUUUUUUACUUUCUGUACGUUUCUGCUGUCCCGGCCAAAUGUUUGUACUGUUACGGUCAUAAUUUUAAAUGUGUUCUGAAUCGGAGGUUUUCUGGGCAGCUGUGUCAGGGUGCAGCCUGUCUUCCAUUAAACGCUCGCAAAGCAAACAAGAAAUUAUAUAUUUAUGUUGACUUAUUUGUUGUUGUUUUUUCUUUGUUCUUCUUGCCUUCGGUUUGAUCUCGACGUCGCAGCUGCAGAAUUAAAUAAAUCAAAGACGAGCUGAUCGAUAUUCGUCGAACGCAUCGGAUGUUUUUCUGCCUUCAGCGAGACUCUCGAUGUUUUCUAAUUAUUUUCCGAAUGUACUGACUCUCCGAACAGCAGUCUUGUCGGUUGGCGAUAGCUUUUUGUUCCUUCCGUGUGCUUUUAGCUUCGAUUUGAGGAUUUUCGUGCGUGUUCGGAGCGCCAUCUGCAGGACUUUUACCGUCUUUUACUCGACAUGUAGCAGGAAAAACUCAAGUAAAGUGACGAGUUUCAGGAACAAAAAAAAAAAAAAACAUCCCCAAGAACAAGAACUGCCAAAUGCUUACCUCAAAUAUUAACACUAUCCGAUACGACUUUAACACUCCUGAAACUGCAGAUUUGACCUCAAAUACGCAACGAAAGAGUCAAAUCAAAGUUCUGGAGUACAGAUGCAACAAAAAACGUCGCUGAAGACGACGUGAAGCGUUUUAACAUGAGUUCAGUGGAUUUACCCGAACUACUGCUCUUCCAUCGGCUCUACAGAAGUCGUAAGCAGACACGAGGAGCGUUUGAACAACGCGGUUGACUUUCCUUCUUUAUUCCAACCAUGUUUUGCCAUGUUGUCAUUUAUUCUCUGUUUUUAAGGUUAGUUACUGAAACUACCAGCGAUUAUCUUCACGCUCGAUUCGACGCUCGGCCUAAAAAAACUGAAAGAAAACGGUGAAAAGAUUCGAUUAAAUCCCAACAGGACUUCUUUUAUCAGUUUACUGGCACAGAGGAGGAGAGGAAGCAGAAAAAGUUCACUUUUAAGAGAGUUUUUAAUCUUUUUUUCUUGAAGCAAACCCGUUAGAAACCUUUCAGUCGACCUGCGGUGACGUUUUAAAGGACGCCGCUCGGUUUAGUUAAACUCAGCUUCAGAUUGGGUGUUAUUCUUCUUUUGGAGGUGAGAAGGUCGAGAUAAACAAAAGGAAACUUUCUGUUUCCUCGAUGCAGGAAAACGGCAACUUUCUGCCGCGAGCCUUAUGCAACGUCGUCGUCGGGGGCGUGGCCUCCUUUGCGUAGCGGCCUCCGGACCGACCCCUCCCGGUGCCAACGAGGCCUCCGUCCUCCCGCCGCCGAGGCCCUGGAGCGGUACCGACCCGUCUGUCCUUCACCGGAGACUUCUUUGACAAUCGUCUGGUUUUUGGCGACGGUUUCCUGACAGCGUGUUUGAAGUGGCGUCGACCGGUUGGUGGUAGUGACGUGUGUCGUUGUGCGUUCGUGUUCAGGACUGUGUGCGACGGUCGCUCAGCCGUUUGUGUGUUUUUUUUUUUUUUCGUUUUUUUGAAACUGCAGAAGACGUCUGAGCAAAGAGAGACUCUGGCUGUGAAGGCGGCGGCGGCGGUUCUUUCUCCUCUCUGUCCAGCUUCUCUCUCUUUCAUGUGUUUCUUAUAUUCUGCUGAACUCGAUUUUCCUAAAUCAAGUUUCGUACCGACAAUAAAACAGUAUUUCCACGUCA